This is a messenger RNA of Monopterus albus (swamp eel), 7665 nucleotides long. RefSeq names its product microtubule associated tumor suppressor candidate 2a (gene mtus2a). NCBI's taxonomy places the organism in Eukaryota, Metazoa, Chordata, Actinopteri, Synbranchiformes, Synbranchidae. The transcript is spliced from 15 exons. Gene Ontology annotation, cellular component: nucleus; cytoplasm. Bases 1 to 4104 code for a protein of 1367 amino acids. The record is from RefSeq and is a predicted model, not a curated record. Gene Ontology annotation, molecular function: microtubule binding.
AUGAGCAUCCCUACUAGUUUUAAGGGACUGAGGGUUAAUGUUGAUAGAGGAGGUAAGAUUGGAAACAAAACCCAGAUCCAGUUUCCCCAGCCUGAGGAUGAUAAUGCCAAUCAAUUGUCUUUGAUUGGUGAUCAAGAAGGACUGAUAGAAGGAUAUAGCACAAGCUCCAUUCCUCCUUUGGUCUCUCAGAGUGAAUCUCCAGACAAGUUAGUAAUCUGGAGCUCUGAUCAACAAUGCAUGGAACCUGAGGUCAGAGAGAUUGAGCUUUUAGAGUGUCAGGAGAUACAUACAUUCUCAGAAAACAGGGAUAAGGAAGAGGGGAAUGAGGAGGACAACGAUGAAGGGAGUUUAAAAGAUGGAAAGGAUGAGGGUCUCAUGUCCAUAUCCUCCAGUUCAACUGCCAGCUCUGCUUCAAUUGGCAUAAGGAGAAAUGACAGCAACAAAGUGGAGGGCAGAAUACAGAAGGGGAACGAGGUGCAGAAAAGAAGUGCCUGUCAUAGUAUUGAAGAGUUGGACACAUGUGUGACAGGCUCAAUAGAGAAAAGAGGCAUGAGGUCAGGCAAGGAGAGUUGGAAGGGAGGUCUGAAGGAGUCCAAGUCUGAGACAAAUGUAUUUGUCUCCAGUCUGUCAACCAUUUCCCUCAGCGGGAGCUUGUCAAGUGCUCUGGAUAGUAGAGAAGUAGCGCAGUCGCUCAUCUCUCUGUCCAACCCUGAAACUAACCCUUAUCCCACUGCCAAUAACUCUACCUCAGCCCAGACAAGGAGAAGGACAGCCCCUGUAGACGGCAACCAAAACUCCCCACCAUUGCAUCCUCGGGAGAAAUAUGACUGUCCUCAAUACUGCAGCCAGGAUCCGAGACAGGAGGAGGGAAGUCAUCAUACAAAUGGAUUGUCCUCUGAUGGGGGACUGGGUCAAAGGAGGAAGGCUGGAUUUGAGGAGAAGGUGUUGCCACCACGACGGCAACAGCUCGUCAGACCCCUGUGUCAAACAGAGAUGGGAAGAGCAAGGAACUUAGCAGAGUCCGGUGCUCAUCAAGUUGAGAUAGGGCAAUCUACUUCCCUCAACCUCUCUCCAGAUUCUCAUAAUAAUGGCUCAAGCAGAAAGUUUACAAAAUCAUCUUUACGUGAACCAUCAGAUUUCUCCCACCUGUACAAUACAUCUGCUGUCACCCAGCCCAGACAGUCCAACCAGACAGCGCAGAGGGAGGCUUCACCUGUGGAAAAGCAUCUGGCUGCAAAUGCACGGUGGAGUUCCAGUCCCUCCAACCCUUCCAUUUUGGAGAAGAGACCACAGACACAGCUGACAUACAAACGGAAUUGCUCCAGUUCCAACAGGACUGGGGUUGAAUCCAAGUCAUCUACCCCUCCCCACUCCCCUCUCAGGACACCCCAGGGAUCACCACGCAGGCAAACCUCCAUGUACUUUGUUUCCAGGAAUGUCUCUGGAGUGGUUCGACACAUCCCUUCAGGAUGCAACCCUGCUGUAACGUCAGCUCAGGGCUAUGGCAACAGUUGCUUGAGAGCACCAGUCAAAACUAACAUAAGCACAAGUGGAAUCCCCAAAGCGCCUCUUAACAACCAGCAGAGUUCCACCAACUCUAACCAUAGCUCCAGCCCCAAAGAGAGCUCCUCAUCACCUACACUUAAACCUAAAGGAGUUCGGCCCAAAAUCAUCACCUAUCUCCGAAAGAAUCCUCAGUUUAAACCUAAAGCUGCAGAUGAACCUUAUCAGGUAUCCUCUCUCCCAUCCAGGCUCUCGGCAUAUACACAUGGCCAGGCACCCACUUCCUUCAAAGACACCACUAAAGACCUCCCCAAGCCUGACGCAGAAACCAGAGGAGUCCCAGUUCUCAUUGCCUCCAGUCUGUUCUGUGACAAGCCGGAGGCAGCGGCAGGCCCCUGGCCUCUGGCCGAGGGCUGCGGCGGGGGAGCUGUCACCAGGACAGCUACGGGCCCAGCCAAGGGCAGAGGACCCAGUCAAGGUCAGAGAUCAACCCUGGUUUUCAGCCAGCCAAUCCUACCUGUCAGCCCAGCAACCAGUCAGAAAAGCCAAGAUAAGACAGAUGAUCAGGUUUUCACCCAUUAUGCUCCAGCCCCUCCUCCUCCUGCUUCAGCGACAGCAGCAGUCCAGCUUCAGGCCGCAGGCUCCAGGUCUCUGCUUCCCAAAACAAGUCAGUCAGGCCUGCGCCCCCCAAGCUUCAGCUCCAGCCGCCUGGCAGCCUUUGGCUUCGUCAGGAGCUCCAGCGUGUCCUCUGUGUCUUCGGUUCAGUCUGCUGACAGCACACAAAGUGACCCAUGCAGGACGGCUCACCGACUGAGUGUGAGUGAGGAGCCUCCUCUUCACAGAGUGACCACCGGCCCUCCAUCAACAGAUCACCAGAGAGUAGCACCAUGCCGCAGCAACAGCCUCCAGCCGCCUUCCACCCCGGCCCUGCCCCGGCGCUAUCUGCCUCCCCAGCCAAGAAGCUCCCCUGGAGUUGGGAGGAAGGAAUUUCAGCGGAGUUCAGAGGUCACACGUUCUCUCCCAUCCUCCCCAAAGAGGCUGGCAGUGGUUCCUCCUAAACCUCAGUCCCCGGUUCAGUCUGGGCAGCGGUCUGCAGCGGCAGUGCGAGGGUCAGCUCCCCCGGGGUCCCCUCGCCGCGUGGCCCCCCUGCGGCUGCAGCAGGAACAGCAGGAGAACCUGCAGAGAGAGAAAGAAGAGGCUCAACAGAAAGAAAGAGAAAGGCAAGCACAGGAGAGAGAGAAAAAAAAAGAAGAGCAAAGGGAGGAGGUUCAGAGGUUGCAGAGCCGCUGUGAGCAGCAGGAGAGGCAGCUGAGAGUUCUAAGAGAAGAACUGAGGAAGACUUUGCUAGGUCUAGAAGCCUUCAUCAUCACCACUCAGCAUUACUGCCUCAAGAAUAAAACUGCAGAUGAAAAUCAUAAGAAAUUGUCCCUGGAAAUUCAAAAACUCAGACAGGAGAUGGUCUCCAGCUCAGUGCAAUGGGAAAGACUCCAGCAGGAAAAGACAGCCCUGGAGGUGGCAUUUGAACGAGAGCUGCAGGAGCUGCAGCUGCAGCAGGAAACAGAGCUGGCUGCUGUGGAGGAGGGGCUUAGGAAGUGUCACUUGGCAGAGACUGAACACCUGAAGGCGGAGCACCGGUCAGAGAUGGAGGAGCUGAGGACGCAGCAACAGGAACAGGUGGAGGAGAUAACAGGCACCCACCAGGCAGCCAUUCAGGAGCUCAGAGACAUGCACAACAUCACCAUGGCAACACUGCAUGAGGAGCACGCCCGUACCAUGAGAGACUUAAGAAAAGCUCAUGACCAACAGAAGAUGCUUCUAGAAGAAGAUUUUGAUAAACUCAGGCUUUCUCUACAGGAUCAAGUGGAUACACUCACAUUUCAAAACCAGAGUCUGAGGGACAAAGCCAAACGGUUUGAGGAGGCUCUGAGGAGAAGUACAGAUGAACAGAUAAUUGAUGCUUUGGCUCCAUACCAGCACAUUGUGCAAGAUCUGGAGAGCUUAAAAGAGGUUGUAGAAAUGAAGAACCAGCAGAUACACCGGCAAGAGAAGAAGAUAUCUGACCUGGAGAAAGUGGCCCAAAAAAACGUUUUCCUUGAAGAGAAGGUUCAGGUUCUGCAGCAGCAAAAUGAAGAUCUGAAGGCUCGUAUUGAAAUGAAACUAGCCCUAUCCAGGCAACUGUCAGAAGAGAACGCCAACCUCCAGGAGUCUGUUGAGAAGGAGAGCACUGAGAAGAAGCGUCUGAGCCGGAACAACGAGGAGCUGCUGUGGCGUCUCCAGACCAGUCCCCUCAUGUCCCCCGCUUCCUCCCCUCUGCACCGGUCCUUCUCUUCCUCUCCUGUCCCCUCAUCCCCGUUCUUCUCUUCCUCACCUACAACAGGCUGCGACUCUCCCACUCACUGCCACAGCUGUCCCCAGCAGGUUCAGUACUCCUCCCCCUCCCACCGAGUUGCCGCAAAUCAAAAUCUCUCCCCGGGACCAGCUACACCCACUCACAGGGCAGCAAGCAAUCAGAAUUACUCCCCUGGUCCAGCCACCCCCACACACAGAGCAUCGGCCAAUCGCUGUAACUCAGUCACUUGUUUCAGCUCAUUACAGAGAUAAACUCACAUCAUUCUUUUUCCAUUUUCUUAUCUGGCUAAUUUUCCACCAUUUCCAUCAUGCUCCUCUCUCCUCCUUCCUCUUUGAAUGUGAAUCACACUGUGGUACAUGCUGGAGACAGACAAGUACUCUGGUUUCUAGUCAUCACAGGAUAAACUGUACAGUCUGUGUCAAAGCACUGAGGUUAUAGUCUUGACCUUGACAUGCAGCUACAGUUGGUGGUGUCCAUCAUGCCUCAACCUUAUAGUGAUAUAGAAUAUAAUAACACAGAUACAUACUGUAAAGGAAAAUGAUGCAAAUGACUGCAGCUCAGUUCAAAUGUCCCAGAUCCCAACUUGUGCUAAUACAGAGUCUUGAAAUGUCGAGUGUAUAUACUGUAUGAUAGAGACACAGUUAGUGUUGACAUGUAGUUAAAGCUCCUCUGCAUGGGUAGUCAUGAGUCUCACAUCAACAGAAAUAUUAACAGAUGGAAGGUUGCACAUUUUUGUCAUAAGAAAACAAUGAUAUAGUGUGAUUAAAAAUACAGCCAUGUCCUUGAUAAAAUAAGCUAUCUUCUUUCCCACUGGGAUUGGUUUUCAUAGUUAGUCCUGUUUAAAUGAUGAAUUGUAAUUUUGAGGUUUCAGAAGAAAUGUUUUUGUUUUUCACCUGAAAAAAUUCCCCCCCAAAAAAGCGCCUUAUACCUUUUCCUGCAGUCUCACCAGCAGCGAACGACCAACGUUUGUUUCAUAAACUUUGCAUAAAGAAUUGGUUUGUACAGCAAGUCAGAGCAAAUCAUGUUUCUCCACCUCCUCCAGGUGUAUUGUACAGUAUUUAGUUCAGUGCUAUAGUUUUACUUGUGUGGAACAAUCCUACCUGACACCCCAGCCAUUUCACUUAAAAAAUAUAUGUCUAAAGUUUUGUAAAGCCUUGCCAGGUCUUCCUACAAUGAGCUACUCUUCGCUUUUGGGAUCCCUCAGGUCACCUUGCAAAAACUACGUCUGCCAUUGUGUAUUUACCUCAGUGGGAAUGUGCUGUUUGUUGUGCCUGCAGCUCAACAGCAGCAACAACAACAAAAACACACAGCUACCAGGGAGCUCAAAGCUAAGCGAGAAACCAAGCACAGGAAUCCCUGUUUAAAAUGUUGUGGAUUGCUUUGGAAUGUGAUAUUUAUCAAAUUUAUUUGUUACAUGUAUUUUGCUACUUAGGCAAGCAUGUAGUGUGAAAGUCUUCCAGUGUUAAUGUGCAACUUUUAUUAUUGCUGUGAUCUGUUCAUCUUUUAUGUGAAGGAAAUGAAUGGAGUUUGUAACUUUGAAAAUAUCACCUAUAGAUGCACAAGUGGAACAUGUGACAUACCCCAGGAGGCAGGAGAUAUACAGCAGAUUUUACAAUUUGUUGUCAUCACGUGUAUAAAUAGUGUUCAAGGGACAGUCUUUUGAUAUGAUAGGAUACAUGAUAUAAGAGUUUAUAAGCUAUCUAGAUUAAAAAAAAAAAAAAUACAGGUUAACCCUCUGUUUACCUCUUUGUGAUGUACUAGAUUAGUGGUGAACCUUCAUAAAUGGCAAAUUAUAAUUUGCGUGUCCACUGUGGUCUAGUAACUAAAGUUUUUUCAUCUUCCCAGAUCGCAUGCAGGCCCCAAAAAGCCCCCACUGCCUACAUGUACCACAAUGGUUGGAAAACAUUGGCGUAAGGGGACAGAAGGCAGACCCUCAAUUCUAAUUAUGUACUGGAAUGUGCGCAGGUCCCUUGUCCAUGUUCACGUACUCACGGGGGUACGCGCAAAGCAUGAUUAACCUUUAACCUCUUCUGAUUCUGCUUGCAUAUCUGAAUGACACGUUAUUCUUGGAUUUUUUUGUGGUCUGAUGUUUUGCAAUCACACUGAAUUCUCAGUGUGUGAGAACACUGUAUAUUGUUCAGGGAAUUACUUUCCAAAUUUAGAUUAGAAACACCUUCCGUUUUCUUUUGUAUAGCCUCUCUGCAGAAAAAUGCUCUCAAGAUAUUUCUCAAAAUUCAACGGAGAAACCAACCUUUGGUAUGAAAAAAUAAGAUUUGUUUUAUAGUAUUUAGUAUGUCAUAGCUGCCUCCUGUACUGUACUCUACUGACCAAGUCACCCUCAGGGUCCUAAUCUUUCAUCUGGCUUUCAGUCAACACUGAAAACACAGUAUUAAACAAUGGAAUCUCAGUGAUUUACUUGCACAUUAACAAACAAAGCUAAAGUUGUUCAGACCACACAUGAAAAUGAGCUGCUGUAAAUAAACAAGGCCAGUGGAAAAGAGAUGAGGGUAAGUCUGUAUACUGUAUAACACGUAUACUGGGGGCAUGGGUUAGGGUUUUAAUGUAAUAUUGGUAAAAGUUAAGCAGAUGCAUGGGGGUGGAACAAUAUCAAGGCCUACCCAGGGCCUUGAUAUUCUUUGUAUCGCUCCUGGUCACUUGUUCCGUUAAGUUACAGGUUGAGUAAAUAUAACCUUUUACCAGCAUGUAAAGGAUGUUUCUAGGUUACCAGUUUUUCAGUAAUAAACUUUUAAGUAGAUCUUUCAUUGCUAUACCAGCACUUUUAAUGUUGUGAAAAAGUUUUAACAUUUUCAUGGAUCUUAAGGAUCCAUUCCUUUUUUGUAUGAUAUGUACACAGGGUUAAAUGUUCUUAAACAAAAGAAUGUUGAGUACAAAAUAGGAUUUGAGAAAAGUAUCUCAAUUCUCACUGAUUUUAUACCACCACUGAUGAUUUUAAGAAUGUCUUUGCAUAACAGUCAAUUGUAAGAAUAUAUCAACCAGACAGCCACUGUGUUUUUAAAUGUUUAGGAUAACAGUUGACAGGGUCCUCCUAAAGGUCGCUUCAGGUGCAAAUAAUACAGUCCACAAGGAUGCAACAAAAACUAGUGUUUACAAAAGGCAGAGUAAAGUUACAGAUUUCAUAUUAAAGUAGUAUUUCACAGACUAUGAUUUCUAGACAAUGAAGUGGUAGUUUAAUGUCCCCUCAAUGUGUCCUGUGGACAUCUGUCUCACUAUGCGCUGAAUGUCAACAAUGUAAUGACGGCAUUUGAUAAAAGCCAUUCAUGUGAUUUUAUUUAAUAAAGAAGCACCUCUUGUCUGACCUUUAUGUAGCAGCCAUUUAAUAUGUAGCACUUGGUUGAGCCUCCCAACAAGAAAUAUGGGUAAUGUAUCUAUGUCAUUAGGAAAACAUCCAUGCUGAUAUUUAAAUGUCUUUGUAGCAAAUGUUUCUGUGGCUUUCAGAAAUAGAGGUUGAAUUUGUGCAGGUAAGCUAUACAAUUGCCCUAUGUGGAUUUGGUCCAGAGAUAAAGUUUGCUGGAAAUGAUUGUAUGUUUGAAUGUAAAUACAUUUACAACAUGAGUCGUGUCUUAGUGCACCAACAAAGUAAUAGAAGCAUGUUUUUCCUGUCUUUACUGUUUCUCACUCUCCCUUUCUUUCUGCAUUUGUGAUGGUCAAAAUGUAACCGUAGCAUAGCAGGCUUAGAGGAUGAGUAAUGAGACAGUUCAAUGUGUAACGUGUACACAGCAUGUUAAUGAUUUCAUUUGUACUUUUUGGAAGAACACAGUAUUAAAAAUAUUCAAGAAAAGUUACAUGCCCUA